Racocetra persica is the source of this 176-nucleotide messenger RNA. The record is from the annotation of a GenBank genome assembly. Lineage: Eukaryota; Fungi; Glomeromycota; Glomeromycetes; Diversisporales; Gigasporaceae.
AUAAUUGAAAAUUAUUUGGAUGAUGUAUGCAAGCAUGAAGAAGAACUUAACAAAAUAUGUCAGAUAGAUAUGAGUAAAAAAGAUGAAGAUCUUAACAAAGAAAAUUUUCAUUUUGCUUUUAUGAAAGCUUGGUCAACUAGAAAUAUGGCAACUAUUACUACUUAUGCUAUAACUAG